AGUUGCGAUUCAACUGCGGGUGCUGGCGCCGCCGAUUCUGGUAUGGUGGACAAUAAGGAAGCUUUGUCUCGAUCAAUUUUAGAUUCCACCGAUCUAAUUGACAAUAUGACAAGCUUUUUGGAAGCCGGCGCCGUUGAUGUUGAUAAGAAAAUUCUACGAAAUAUGGCUUUGGCACUGACCAAACAUUUAAAUGACACCAGCCCUGGCACUCUACAAGAUGUGACAAUGGACAAUCCAUAUGGUAUCGGUUAUCGUUCACCCUGUGUCAGCUUGCAACAGCCCUUCCAAGGCUCCACAUCUCCAGCUGGCCAUGGCCGUUCAGUAAGGGAAUUUGAAGAACAAAUGGCAACAUUGCGCAAAGAAAAUUUCAAUUUGAAAUUGCGUUUGUAUUUCAUUGAGGAGAGUAUACCGGGCUAUCAGCAAGCCUCAAAUUCCACGGAGGGUCAAGAUACGCUAAUGAAACAGCUGAUUGAUGCCCGUGUGGAAAUGGAGAUUUUACGCAAGGAGAUCCAAGAAAAACAAGAUCUAUUAAAGGAAGCUGCUCAGGCCAUGACACAAAUGGAGAAAAUCCAAAAGGAUACGGAAUUCAAAUAUCAGGAAAUGCUUGAUGAGCUAAAACAGAAGAUACAAUACAUGGAAAUGGAUAGGGAAAUUGAGAAGACAAAGUCAUCGUCGGCGGCAGGAGGAGGUCAUGGUGAAUCCAUGAGUGAUUUACUGGGACGUUCGGAAAUUGCCGAAAACAUGAAUGCCUUGCAGAGGAUACGCGAUUUGGAAUCAUUGCUAAAACAAUCCGAUGACAAACUUGAAGAUUUCCAACAACAAAUAAGCAAGCUAGACGAAAUCUUGGCCAAACGUGAUGAAACCAUCCAAGAAUAUGAGGAAAAAGUCAAGGAACUGGUAUUCCAAAAUGCUGAACUCUUGGAGUCGGUGGAAAAUCGUGAUUUAGAAUUGGCCACGAAAGAGCGUUCCAUAAAAGGUCUUCGUUCUGCCAAUGCAGAACUUAAAUCUGAAAAUGAAAAACUUGUAAAGGCAUUCAAAAGCUCUCAGGAUAAUUUCAAUCAAGAAAUGUCUAAUAUUAAAGAAUAUGAGAGUAAAAUGAAUCAACAACAAGAAACGUUAGCGAAAAUUCAAACCCAACAGCUGAAACAAGAUUUGCAAAAAUGUAAAAUGGAGGUGGCGGAUAAAAUGUGUCUGGUACAGGAAUUGGAAGAUAAACUUAGCAAUCGGGAUCAAUUGUAUGACAAGGCACGUUUUACCAUACAGAAAUUAAUGUUGCACAUUAAAAAUCAGCAGGCUGAAAUAAAUCGUCUCAAGAAUCACAAUACAAGUCAAAAUGCAUCGUCCGCAAACAGUAACAACAUUAACAACAACACGGCAAAUAAUGAAAAAGAGGCUGCUGUGGGCAUAAGUGGCCUUGAAGUUACCGGUUUCUGUCCAUCGCUAAGCGAUUCCGAUGCCAUACAAGAAAUGCCUUUGGCCCAGAAACAAAAAUAUGAAACCAUUAUACAGGAACAAGAGGCCGUAAUUGAAACCUUAAAGGCUGAUAUUAAAAAGAAAACUGCUGAUUUACAGCACUUCGUCAACAAGGAGUUGUGGGAAAAGAAUCGUGAAAUAGAACGCCUCAAUAAAAUGUUAAACAACAAUUCCACCACAUCGGCAAAUUGCCCCACCUCCCCGAAAAACAAUAACACCAGCAACAACAACAUUAGUCAAGAUGCCGUUGAACUUCAGCAAUCCUUUUCCGAUGUCGAAUAUGCCAAAGCUGUACAACGCAACAAGUUGCUGCAGCGUAAAGUUGAUAUUCUGUUACAACGUUUGGGUUCGGAACGUAAUACCGAUGCUGUUAUAUCACAAUUACGUACCGAACUGAAACAGGCUCGUUCAGAUGCCGAGAAUGCUGAAAAAUGGCGUCGUCAAUGUGGCGACUUGUGUGCCACAUUAUCUACACGUCUCGAGGAGUUGGCCGGUUUCCUUAAUUCCCUUCUAAAACACAAAGAUGUUUUGGGUGUUCUCGCCGUCGAGAAACGCAAGGCUAUGCGUCGGGCCGUAGAUCGCAGUCUCGACUUAUCGAAGAGUUUAAAUAUGACACUUUCGGUGUCUGGCCUAUCCAUGAUUGAUCACUCGCUGGCCGAACUGCACAAUCUCUCCGAUAUUUUGGGUGAUGUUGAGGCUGGCUUGGCCAACGAAACCUUCAAUUCACACGAAGAGUUACAUGCCGUCAGCUAUGCCAGUGGUCAACAAAUGUCCAUUGAAACGUUGAAGGCUGAAAACAAGGCCUUGAAGAAGGAAUUGGACAAACGACGCAAUGCUGAAAACAAAAAGGAAAGACGUUCUUUGCCGCUCAGUGUCAUGUUGGAGAAUCGUGAAAGUGAAUCAGAAGCCUGGUCAGAGCCAGAUCGUAAAGUUUCUCUCGCCCGCAUUGGCUUGGAAGAUCAUUCAUCUUCGCUUAUGCCACCACCAUCUAAAGAGCCAUCACACGCCCAACAAGCUGAGACCGACAGCGAUUACAGUGAAUCUGGUCAAUUGGAUAGCCGCAACAUGAAAUCAUCCCGCACCCAAGAACGCAUCAAUCAAUUGGAACAAAUCAUACAACAACGCGACAAUCGCAUUCUGGAAAUCCAACACCAAUUAGCCGAGGCCGAUGAUAUGCUGAGAAAGGAGAAAAUGAAGGUGGAGGAGUACACCGAAGAAUUGGAAGACUUGAAAGUACGCAAUAAAGAACUGCACGAUGAUUUGGUUGCCAUUGGCUCGCAAGAACCCAGCUCCGUGCACAAUGAAUCCAUGCUUUUGCAACAAAUUGAAGAAAAAUCUCGUUCCUUGGAAAAAAUGCAAGAAGAACACGAACGUCUGGUGAUGGAAUCACGUUUAGCGGAAAUGCAAAUCAAUUCCCUCAAGGAUGAAAUGGAAAAUAUGAAACUCAGACACGAAGAUGCUUUACAAAAGGCCAACGAACAACAGAAGCAGCAAUUGGCCAUGUUGCGUCAAGAAAUGGAUAAUCUGUUGCAAGAAUCCCUGCAGGCCAAACAGCAGGAAAUGGAUGAAUGCCGCAAACAGUUGAGUGACCUGCAACUGCACUACAUGGAGGCACAACGCAAUAUUGAAUGUUUGCAAGAGAACGAACAUGAAUUGAAACAAACCUUGGUCGAGUCCGAGUUGACGGCCAGAAAUUUGCAAAAACAAAUCGAUGAGAGUACGUUGAGGGCCUCAAAGGCCACAACGGAACGUGUCAAGGCAUUGAAUGAAAAAUUGCAAUUGGAAAAACGUUUGGAGGAGCUGUCCCAAGAAUUGACAACAUAUCAAACGGAACGUCAACAACUACAACAACAAGUUGAACAAUUGGAAACGGAACAAUCGCAGCUAAUGGAACGUUUGGCCGUCGCUCAACGUAUGGCCGAAGAGGCAAUGGCCUCAAAAGAAAAGGCGCAAAAGAAAGCCGAUGACACUUGUCAAUCGGGUUACACAUCGGAAGAAGUUCCACUUACCAUGGCCGCCAAUGGAGCUCAAACGGUGGCCCAACAACGCUUGGGAGAACAACGCACCCAAAAUUAUUCACCCGAUUUGGGUAUUGAAAGUGAUGCUGGACGUAUAUCAAGUGCUGAAUUGAGUAGUGCCCAAUUACCGCUAUUGAAAACUGUGGAAAUUAGUCCUAAUAAAGAAAAUCUAAAUGUAACUGAAGAACCUUUGGAUUCAAGUUUGGAAAACAUUAAACCAUCUAAUUUACCACCCAAUACAGCUGCUGGUACUGCUGCUGGCCAAGAUAAUCUCGCCUUUAAGAAACACGAUUGUGCCAAGGUAGAACAAGAAAACGCUGAACUGCGUCGUAAAUUGUUGCGCACAAAACGUGCCUUCGAAGACACCUAUGAGAAGUUGCGCAAUGCCAAUCAGCGCAAAGCACAAAUCGAAAAAGACAUUAAAAAUCAAAUACUCAAAACGCACAAUGUCCUCAAGAAUGUCCGUUCCAAUAUGGAAAAUGAAUUGUAA
Molecule: messenger RNA, 3981 nt
Organism: Musca vetustissima
Lineage: Eukaryota; Metazoa; Arthropoda; Insecta; Diptera; Muscidae
Gene: cnn
Product: centrosomin
Exons: 9
Coding region: 43-3981 (1312 amino acids)
Cellular component (GO): microtubule organizing center
Source: RefSeq, a predicted model, not a curated record